This is a messenger RNA of Micromonas commoda, 906 nucleotides long. RefSeq lists its product with no specific name. Bases 1 to 906 code for a protein of 301 amino acids. Lineage: Eukaryota; Viridiplantae; Chlorophyta; Mamiellophyceae; Mamiellales; Mamiellaceae. The transcript has a single exon. The record is from RefSeq and is a predicted model, not a curated record.
AUGGAGGGCGCGCUUCACUACCAGAACGUCCCCGCGCCCCGAGGCCCGUCCCAGCGCGCCAAGAGCAGCACGUAUCCCACGAACUCGAUGUACGCCAGGGCGCAGGAGACGAUGCUCAAGAUGCGGGACAUGGCCAAGGACGGGAUGGCCAAAGCCGCGAAAACCGCCAAGCAGGGGAUGGCUAGCAUCGAGCGCUCCAUUAACGCGCCGCCCGCGUGGUCCGCGGCAGCCGCGUCCUCUCGACCCGGCACACAGGGACAGAGGACGGCGGUCGGGGUGAACCCGCCGGGAUUCAACGGGGACUCGACAGUCAACGGCGCUCUCGACAACGACGUGGCGAUUGCGGAGCGGCUUCAAGGAGCGGAGGCUGCGGCGGAGAUGCUCUUCGAGAUGCGCGCCGCGAACGACGGUAACCCGACGCCGGAGGAGGCGGAGAUGCUCUCGGAGCUGAGGGCGGUCUGCGAGCAGCACCUCAACGUCCUCGCGCGGUCGGUGGAGAGGGGUGCGGGCCUCAUCAGCGAAUCGCUGCUGAUGAAGUGCAUCGAGGUGGCGGAGUCGCUCGUGUCGGCCAUCGGCGACGGCGAGAAGCCCGGGGUUGAUGCGUCGGGGGGAGGGGGGGUGGGGGGGUACUCACCCCCGGGAUCGGGCGCGGGGGACGCGCCGGGGGGGGACGAAACGGCGGUCGUGGACCUCCUCGGCGGACUCGACGUCAACGCAUCCGAGGCUCCGUCCCCGGCGGCGCGCCCCGGCGAGGACGGCCGGCCCGCCACCGCCGCGGAGGAGGAGGCGAUGAUCGCCGCGGCCAUCGCGGCGUCGCUCGCCGAGGGCGGCGACGAACAGAAGCCACCUCCCACCACGCAGCAGCAGGCGCCUCAGCCCGCGACCGGUAACCUCAUCGACAUCUGA